This is a messenger RNA of Anisakis simplex (herring worm), 336 nucleotides long. The record is from the annotation of a GenBank genome assembly. NCBI's taxonomy places the organism in Eukaryota, Metazoa, Nematoda, Chromadorea, Rhabditida, Anisakidae.
AUGUUAUUGUAUCGAUGCAAGAAGGGUUCUAUCGGUGUUAUUGACACGAACGCGUUGAUUAUAUUGUCACUGAGUUUGAUUGAGAAAUGUGCCAGACAUCACGAAUUCUUUGUGGAAGAGCGUGCUCAGCUAGUAAUCGAUAGUGUAGUGAAUGAACUGGAGAAUACGACCGUUCAAGGACAUCAGCAAAGAUGUAUUCCGUAUUUGGCGGAUUGUUUAUUGCAAAUUAUCGAUUGUCAUAACGAGAUGAUCACCGAAACGGUCAAUAAGAUCAUGUUGAAAACACGGAACACUUCACAUAAGGUUUAUAUAAAUUGUGUCGUUUGGUUCAUUUGA